AUGCCUUAUCAUCACCGUCUGCCAGCUGAUUUCGAAGCCGAUGUGAUCAUCGCAGGAGGCGGACUCGCAGGAUGUGUUGUAGGUGGAAGACUCGCCGAAGCCGAUCGCAACCUCAAGAUCUUGAUCAUCGAACAAGGCCCAAACAGCUACGGAUUGCCAGGAGUUGUGCAUCCGGCCUUGUAUCCGCGUGCUCUCUUCCCCAACAGCAACAUCACGCUGUUCUGGAAGGGCAAUGAGUCGAAAGAGCUUGCAGGGCGUGGGCCAAUCGUUCCCUCUGGAGGUACAUUGGGCGGUGGCUCGGCGAUGAAUUGGAUGGUGUACACUCGUGCGCAGCGGUCGGAUUUCGAUUCGUGGAAGGCGGAUGGAUGGACUGCCGAUGACAUGUUGCCGUUCUUGAAGAAGUUGGAGACGUAUCACGGCAAGGGCGACAAAGACCGUCACGGCUUCGAAGGGCCAGUGAAUGUGUCCAAGGGCACAUACACUUGCAAGCGGUCGGAAGAUGCCUUCAUUGAAUCAGCCGCGGCCAUGGGAUAUCCGGAAGUGCAAGAUCUUCAGAACCUCGACAACAACAAUGCCGCCGAACGAUACUAUCGCUAUGUGGGACCGAACGGGCGAAGACAGGAUGCAGCUCAUCGCUACAUCCAUCCCAAACUAAAAGGCGACGAAUAUCCUAAUCUCCACGUCCUGACCGAAAAGCAGGUGCUCAGGGUCAUCUUCAACGGGAAGAAGGCUGUUGGGGUUGAGUAUCAGACGAACUCAAAGUACAUGGCCAAUCCAGAGUUCUUGGAUGUUGGAUAUACCAGCCCAAGAAUAGUCAAAGCCCGCAAGUUAGUUGUCGUUUCUGCUGGAGCCAAUGGUACUCCUGGCGUGUUGGAAAGAUCAGGCGUUGGCAAUCCCGAAAUCUUGAAGAAAGCUGGAGUUGAAGUCAUCGAGGACUUGCCAGGCGUAGGCGAAGAGUACCAGGACCACCACUUGUCGCUCUGGGCCUAUCGCACAAAUCUCCACCCCCGGGAAUCCAUCCGAAUGAACGACGAACUUCUUGGAACGAACGCCAUGGAUGGUCAGGGCAAGUUCAGACCGACUGAAGAGGAGGUUGAUGCAAUUGGGCCAGACUUCCGCAAGGCGUGGGACCGGGAUUUCAAAGAUGUCCCAGAUCGACCUCUGAUGAUACUGGCACUGUACAAUUGCUACUACGGAGACCACUCCAUCCUGCCAGACGAUGCCGAAUAUGUCUCGCAAGCCAACUGGACUGGCUACCCAUUCUCCCGAGGACACAUCCACAUCACCGGCAAGUCCAUGGCCGACAAGCCCGACUUUGAAACCGGCUGGCUGAAAGAUCCUGGCGACAAUGACGUCAAAAAGCACGUCUGGGCAUACAAGCUGUCGCGAGAAAUGUGGCGCCGCAUGCCCAUUUUCCGAGGAGAGCUGAAGAUCAAUCAUCCCAACUUCCCAGAAGGCAGCAAAGCCGCAGUCAUCGAGAAGGCUGAUGGACCUCUUGCCAAGGGAGACGAGAGGAUCGAGUACAGCAAGGAAGAUGACGCUGCGAUCGAGCAGAAGGUCCGCGAGAUCCUGUCGACGACCUGGCACUCAUUGGGAACGUGCAAGAUGGCGCCGAGGCAGGAAAACGGAGUAGUCGACCACACAUUGAGUGUUCAUGGCCUGCAAAACUUGAAGCUGGCGGACUUGAGUAUUCCGCCGGAGAAUGUGGGGGCCAACACCGGCAACACGGCCUUUGUCAUUGGCGAGCGGGCGGCGGACUUGUUCAUUCAAGAGUUGGGUAUCAAUAAGAGGAGGGACUCGCCCGUGCAGCAAGAUUGA
Messenger RNA from Zasmidium cellare ATCC 36951, 1818 nucleotides. RefSeq names its product GMC oxidoreductase. Lineage: Eukaryota; Fungi; Ascomycota; Dothideomycetes; Mycosphaerellales; Mycosphaerellaceae. Bases 1 to 1818 code for a protein of 605 amino acids. The record is from RefSeq and is a predicted model, not a curated record. Gene Ontology annotation, molecular function: oxidoreductase activity, acting on CH-OH group of donors; flavin adenine dinucleotide binding. The transcript has 7 exons.